Molecule: messenger RNA, 1287 nt
Organism: Zophobas morio
Lineage: Eukaryota; Metazoa; Arthropoda; Insecta; Coleoptera; Tenebrionidae
Product: leucine-rich repeat-containing protein 15-like
Exons: 15
Coding region: 111-1193 (360 amino acids)
Molecular function (GO): protein binding
Source: RefSeq, a predicted model, not a curated record
GUGUGGGCUGUCUCUUUGCCGUACUCUUAUUUAUUUUUCAAGGGAGAUGGGUGUAUUCGUGGUAUGUACAAGAAUCUCGCUGUGUACGGGCAUACACCGACCAUGUAAAUAUGCUUAUAAAAGGGUGCAAAUUGGAUACUUUUCCACCGAAGGGAGCGAGUUUAAACACUGCUGUAAUGUCCAUAAAUUUGGAAGAUAACGCCCUUACCGUCAUCACUAAAAAAAUGUUUGCUGGCCUUUCCAGCUUGACUUUUUUAUCUUUAUGGGAAAACAAUAUAAAAUCCAUUGAAGACGAUUCGUUUUCUCAUCUCGUUGCCUUGAAGAGACUGAAUUUAGGUUUUAACCAACUAACUUUCAUCAGCAAAGGAAUGUUUUCUGGACUCCCUAAUUUGACUUUAUUAAAAUUAUUGGAUAAUAAAAUAAAAUCAAUUGAAGACGAUUCGUUUUCUCAUCUCGUUGCCUUGACUGAAUUGAAUUUAGGUUCUAACCAACUUACCUUCGUCAGCAAAGGAAUGUUUUCUGGCCUUCGUAAUUUGACUUUAUUAUCUUUAUGGAAUAACAAAAUAAAAUCAAUUGAAGAUGAUUCGUUUUCUCAUCUCAUUGCCUUGACGAUAUUGAAUUUAGGUUAUAACCAACUUAACUUCAUCAGCAAAGGAAUGUUUUCUGGCCUUCGUAAUUUGACUUUAUUAACUUUAUGGAAUAGUCAAAUAAAAUCAAUUGAAGACGAUUCGUUCUCUCAUCUUGUUGCCUUGACAGAUCUAGCUUUAAUAGAUAACAAAUUAAAGUCAAUUAAAGACGAUUUGUUUUCUCACCUCAUUGCCUUGAAGACAUUGAAUUUAGGUUCUAACCAACUUACCUUCAUCAGCAAAGAAUUGUUUUCUGGCCUCCGUAAUUUGACUUUAUUAUCUUUAUGGAAUAACAAAAUAAAAUCAGUUGAAGACGAUUCGUUUUCCCAUCUCAUUGCCUUGACGGAACUAGAUCUUACAGAAAAUCCUUUAACUGAGAUUGGGGCUAAAGCUUUUGUGGCUUCCUGGUACCCUCAUGGCAUUAAAUUAAUACUUGACCAAAAUUUUCUUUGCUGCUCGCGGGUGCUCUACAAUGAAUUAAGCUAUGUUAAUGGAAACUGCACUUUUAAAGGGAGCCUAGAAAUCUUUCAUGCUUUUAAUAAAGCUAAGUGCCAAACAUCAAGUUAGCCAGGAUCUACUCACACCACGAGCAAUAAUACUGAAAUUACCUCCUGAUCUCCCUAUAGUGGGGUAGGGAUAGUAAAUAAACUCAUUUAGUACG